This is a messenger RNA of Lampris incognitus (smalleye Pacific opah), 3762 nucleotides long. Its product is annotated as transmembrane protein 132C. The record is from RefSeq and is a predicted model, not a curated record. The transcript is spliced from 8 exons. The coding region runs from base 32 to 3142 and encodes 1036 amino acids. NCBI's taxonomy places the organism in Eukaryota, Metazoa, Chordata, Actinopteri, Lampriformes, Lampridae.
CUUUCUUUCCCCCCAAAAGACGAAAAGAAACAUGUUGCAUAUCCUUGCGCUCCAAUGUGUCCUGCUACUUUUAGGAGUAGCCGACUGUAGAGUCUUAGAGGGAUUGCAGAGAUAUUCGUCCAUCCCCACGUACCUGCCUGUCAACUACCGGGUCUACAACGCUGAGUCUGCAUUCUUCCUGAAGGAAGCCAACCAGGACUUCAUGAGGAACUCUAGCCUGCUGUCACGGACUGAACCCUUCUUCAUUUACCAGGCUCGCAGUUUGCCUUCAAUCAAUGCCAGCUAUGGACCUAUGUCUGUGGAGCAGCCUGUCCCUCUGGAGCUUCUCCAGAGCCCCGGGACAUUUCCUGCCUCCUCUAUGUUUACCUUCAACUGGAAGAUACAGACCUUUAUCAUCAACAACAGGAUUCACCUUGCCAAACCCAAAGUCCAGGUACUGUUCUAUGUUGCAGGCAGGGACUGGGAUGACUACAGUGCCAUUGACAAGCUGCCUUGUGUGCGUAUGUUUGCUUUCCAUGAGACCCAGGAGGUGCGUGGCACUUGCCAGCUGAAAGGGGAAUUGGGAUUGUGUGUGGCUGAACUAGAGCCCCUAGCCAGCUGGUUCAGUCCACCUAGUGUGGUGCCAGGGCGCCAACGGGCCCCAGAUGUGUCUGAGGGCACUGCAGUGGAGCUCUACUACAUGUUACAGUCAACAGAGACAGGGGAGUGCCAUUUAGAUGAGGUGAAGAAAGACAACUUCAUCCGCUCAAGCCAGGAAGGGCUGUUUGGAUCCUAUACCUCCACUCCUCUGAGAAGGAUCGGCAGUGUUAGGCUCUACCAAAAGCCUGCUCCUCCCCCACUGGCUGAACAUAGACUGGAUAAUAACUUCAUGGUAAUGGUGCCUGCCACACCCAUGAGACAGAGGGACACAGUCUCUGCCUUCAUUACUGUGUCUGCCUACUCUCCUGUGGAGAUGUUUACUCUCAGGGUGAAGCUGAAAGAGGGGGUGAUGUUCCUCGGGGCCCGUCCCAGCAACCCCACCCAGUGGAUCGUCAGCCAGGACGUGAGGAGCGAGGGCCAUCGGGUAGUCACGCUCCACUGCCGCAGGAAAGAGUCCACGUACGACCAGAGGUCUGAACUGGGGGCUCAGAGGGUGCUUCAGGUCGAUCUGAAAAUGGAAAGCCUCCCGGAGCCUCUCGGCAGCCGCUGGAUGGCCUGGCAGGUGGAGUACCCGGGCAGCCGAGCCGCCACACAAGAGAGCGAGACACAGAUCCGACUGGCGCGAGAGGACCUUGCGGGAAUCAUGCCUCUGGCUAUGGUGUCGGACAGGUGCGACUAUGUUUAUGUGAAUGGCAAGGAGAUGAAGGGUAAGAUGAGGAUGCUGGUGAACUUCACUUACAGCUACUUGAACGCUCAGUUGGAGCUCAGCGUGUGGAUCCCGCGGCUCCCUCUUCAGAUAGAAGUAUCUGACACCGAGCUGAGCCAGAUCAAAGGUUGGAGGGUGCCCAUCAUGGCAAGCAGCCAGAGGUCCACACAGGACAGUGAGGAUGAAGAUGACGAAGAUCGACGGGGGCGAAGCUGCACUCUACAGUACCAAAACGCAAUGGUCAGAGUGCUGACUCAUUUUGUGGCCGAACCGCCCGAUCCUCGGGGUCAGAUGAGCUUCAUGCUGGGCACUGAUUGGCAGGUGGACAUCACAGCGCUGGUGCAGGACUUCCUGAAGGUAGAGAAUCCACAGAUCGCACAGCUACUGGAUGGGAGAAUACUCAUAGGACUCGACAUGGGAAUGACCACUAUCCAGGUGUUGUCUCCUUUGUCAGACUCCAUCUUGGCAGAGAAGACUAUCACAGUGGUAGAUGACAAAGUGACCAUCACAGAGUUGGGGGUCCAGUUGGUCACAGGCCUCUCCAUGUCCCUACAACUCAGCCCUGGUAGCAAUCAGGCCAUCCUGGCUACCACAACCACGCAAGAGGUGCUGCGGAGCCCCAAACAGGAGGCCCUGAUCAGUGCCUGGUUACAGUUCAGUGAUGGCUCUAUGGCCCCGCUGGACCUGUACAACCCUGACUUUUUUGUCCUGACAGCCACCUCUCUUGAUGAGGAGGUUGUAACUGUGCACCAAGACCCCUCAUGGAAGUGGCCUAUCAUGGUGACAGAGGCUGAGGGCCAGGGUCUGCUGGUCAGGGUUGAAAUGACCGUCUGUGAGCUCUGCCAAAAGUUUAAGCGUCGCAGCAUCCUGGCAGCAGGGAAUUGUAACAUCCGAGUGAAGUUUGGCCAGAGUGACAGCUCCAGGGGUGGGACCAGUGACUAUGGUCCAGAUGGAGAAGACAUGGAGAACAGGGCCAGGCUCUCCCCCUCACAGGACAGGACCAGCCUGGACACCCACUACUAUGGCAGCUCCAUCUCUGACAUGGAAGAUGGAAUAUUAAAGAGGGCCACUACUACUAAAAGUGCUAUUAUGCGCAAGCCCAAUGGUAAUAAGCUAUCUGAUGAGAGCGACCAAAACAUGUCCAUAGACUUCUCCGACUUCCCAGCCCAAGUGGACCUUCCCAGGGGUCGCAAUGUGAACGAUGACCUCAUCCAGACGACGCGUGGGCUGACCGACCUGGAGAUUGGCAUGUAUGCCUUGCUGGGAGUCUUCUGCCUGGCCAUCCUAGUAUUUCUCAUAAACUGCAUCUCCUACACCCUCAAGUACCGCCACAAGGAGCUAUCCAUCGAAGGCCAGGAGAACAUGAACCACGCCCAUGACUGGGUUUGGCUGGGGAAUGAGGCAGAGCUACUGGAGAGCCAAGUCAGUUUAUCACCCCAGCAGGAGGAACAAACCUCCAUGAUAGACUCCAGCAGUGGGCUAGAGGAAGGCAGCCACCUGCUCAAUGGGGGCUCAGCCCAGAAGAACGUGCAAGGCCAGGUACAUUGUCCGCCAGACACAGGCUGCUCGGCCAAGGAGAGCAAAGGAGACUCGCCCACCACCAAAAGAAAGAGAGUCAAGUUCACCACAUUUACCACUAUCCCACCGGACAAUAGCUUCCCCGCAGUCAACAUGCUCAGUGUGCGCCACAGCCAGGACAUUACGUGGGUUUGCCAGGACGUGGAGCUGGGAGAUUCCAAGGAGCUGCACAGCUACAUGGAAAGGUUGAGCAAUGUUGCUUCAAACGAGGUGGUGUAGUGUACUUUGUGCACUUGUAACAAACUCACCUUUAUGCCUUUCACAGGAAGGUGGGUCUGGACAGAACCUGGACCCAUGAUUAGUUGAAAAUGAGAACUUUUUUUUCACCCAAAACUGCCAAAGGGUCGUUAAAACUCACGAUGACAAAAAGAUUCAUGAAACCACGUAGGACUGAUGGUAAAUCGCAAACUUGAAAAUGGUCAUUUAAUGAGGAUGUCAGUUCGUUCUUUUUAUUUCUAAUGUUUAUUCAUAAUUUCCUUUUUGUCAUGAUGUCAUUGUUAUGGUUUUAUAUAGAAUCAAACAAUAUUCACAGGAAAGAUCUGCAUUAACCGUGAAAUGUGACACUGAUUUGAUGUAGAUUGAAGAACGUUAACACGCCUAGAUAAAUGUCAAGGUCGUAUGUACACAAUUAAUAGUUUUGGAAGUUUUUUUUUUUGUAACAUUUUGGAUAUUAAUUUCCAGAUCCUUACUCCUAAGAGGAGCUCUGGAGAGUCCAAAGUGAGCCAAGAGAAAGUCCUGCAUGUGGUUGGACAGAAAGGCACAAUUUUUCAGUUCAUCCUCAUCUUCCUUAACACAGGAGAAGACACAACGUCUUGCUAUGUAUAUAUUGAACAGUCCUC